UUCUUCUCGCGGCGCUACCUGGCUGACCUGGAGCGCCGCGCAGCGCAGGCCGCGGCUGCCAGGGCAGAUGGACCACGGGGUGGCGGCGGCAGCGCAGGAGGCGGCCAGAAGCCCAGGCAGCGGCACCACCAUGACCGGGAUCACUCGCAGGAGCAGCAGCAGCAGCAGCCAGGGGCGUCGGUGAUGAAUGCGGCGCGGCCCAAGCCAGACUGA
Monoraphidium neglectum is the source of this 213-nucleotide messenger RNA. RefSeq lists its product as hypothetical. The record is from RefSeq and is a predicted model, not a curated record. The annotation marks the transcript as partial. NCBI's taxonomy places the organism in Eukaryota, Viridiplantae, Chlorophyta, Chlorophyceae, Sphaeropleales, Selenastraceae. The transcript has a single exon.